AUGGCCCCCAGAACUUGGAUUGCUCAUAAAGGAACCAACGAAAAGGACUCUGCCCGCGAAUUGAAGGAUGGAAAGGUAAAGAAAACUUACCAAAUACCCAAAACCAGCCACCACAAAGAAUGGGCCAGGGAAUCGCCACUUCAGCCAGAGGACACUCUCACAACGGAUACGGAUCGGAUUACGCCACUGAAAGAGAAUAACAAGCAAAUUAAACAAACCAAAACAUCACCGCUAGCAAAACUUUUUGAAAAAGAGGAGGAGAAAGAAAGGAAAGUAAGACAAAAGCAACACCAGGAGCUACUUAGAAAGAAAAAACGGGACGCAGAAUUUAGAAGAGAGCAGCUCGAGCAAAGAGAAAAGAUAAGAAAACAGAAAAUUCAGGCUCAGCGAGAAAGAGAAGCCAGAGAAAGGAAGGAGUAUGCGGAGAAGCUCAGAAAAGAAGAAGAGGCUCUAAGCUGGUUUGAAGACCCAGGAUACACAAAUUUGCUAGGAGCAUGGGACUCAGCUUCGGAAUCAGAAAUUGAAGUCAUAAAUUUAGAAGAAAAUGACUCAGACAUUGAGGAAAUAUACUGCACAAGCCCAAAAACAAUAAAAACUAGUGAAAAGAAUCCAGAAUACGUAAAGCAAGUGUUGGAAUGCAUGAGGGCUCAAGAAAAGGAAAUGAUGAAAGAAAUAAUGGAAAUAGAAUUCCAGAUAAAAGCAAUAGAAAAGGCAAACUCACCUCAGAAGGAGCAGCAGGAUCAGCAGCCCAAACUCACAGCAUGGGAAGCAGCUCAAAUUGACACGACGAUUCCAAGUCAGCCAGCACAACAGGCAGGAAUUCCCUCGCAAAAAUCCACAUCACUGCAGCAAAUAAAAACGAAACAUGACGAUAAAGCAAUAGAAAACCAAGCAGGACAGUCAAGGAAAAGAGGAAAAUCCAAAAGGUUAAGAUGCACCAAGUGCCACUCAAGAGGGCACACUACAUCAGAAUGCAAACUCACCGAGGUAAACGAAGCCAAGUAG
Molecule: messenger RNA, 1005 nt
Organism: Thrips palmi
Lineage: Eukaryota; Metazoa; Arthropoda; Insecta; Thysanoptera; Thripidae
Product: GRB10-interacting GYF protein 2-like
Exons: 1
Coding region: 1-1005 (334 amino acids)
Source: RefSeq, a predicted model, not a curated record